Messenger RNA from Acanthosepion pharaonis, 858 nucleotides. Lineage: Eukaryota; Metazoa; Mollusca; Cephalopoda; Sepiida; Sepiidae. The record is from the annotation of a GenBank genome assembly.
AUGACAGACGUACCUUUAUCAUCGUCAUCGUCUUCACCGUCAUCACCUUUGUCUCCAGGUCGAGUAAUAAGCCCCUCCGAACACAGUGCGGUCAAUAUUGAUCACUACCCAACGGUCAGUGCUAAAUAUAAAGAACUUAAAGUGGACGACAUCCAGGCUCGACGUUAUCGUACUGCGUUCACCAAAGAACAAAUCUCGCGGCUCGAAAAAGAGUUUAGUCGAGAGAAUUACCUGUCCAGGCCCAAACGCUGUGAGUUGGCUGCUGAUCUUCAAUUACCUGAGAGUACAAUCAAGGUUUGGUUUCAAAAUCGCCGGAUGAAAGAUAAAAGACAACGUAUGGCAGUUACGUGGCCAUUCGGUGUUCCCGAUCCGAAUAUGUUUGCAUUCUUUGCUGCAAUGUCUUCCUAUCCGUACAGUUUGCCAACUGCCCAUGCACAACUUGGUUAUCACGCGCUUGGCUUACCACGAGUGCCGACUCCUACUUUAGCCAACCCUAUCCAGCCUCGAGCCGACCUGUUACAUACAAUACCAUCACCGUUGACGCGGUCCUUGUCACUUGAAGCGGCUGCAGCGGCGGCCGCUGCAGCCGCUGCACCGCCACCAUCUCAUUCUGUUCCCCCUCUACACUCGGGACUCAGCUGCGGGCUGAGUUUUCAAUCUCAUGCCUAUGCCUCACAGUUGAUGGGGGCCCAAAAUUUGGGCCUCUGUCCAGGAUCUACACCGGGUAAACCAUGCAACUGUCCACAUUCCUUAUCUGAACGUCUUCAUCACGGGCUCAUAAACCCGAGUUUUGGACUUUCAAACAUUCUAAACAAUUCCAGUUCGCAUUCGGUGGCUUCGAUUCAAAAUCAAAGCUGA